Messenger RNA from Porites evermanni, 1293 nucleotides. Lineage: Eukaryota; Metazoa; Cnidaria; Anthozoa; Scleractinia; Poritidae. The record is from the annotation of a GenBank genome assembly.
AUGAAUUUGAGCGCAGCCACCAGCAGUAUACAAUGCGAAGCAAGGAUUUUUGCGUCUAACACCACAGAGGCUCGUGCAGUAACUGUAUUCUUAAUAAUUAUGAAUAUAAUUACUGCCCCCGUUACAAGUUUAUUGAACGGACUUGUGAUAAUCGCCGUGAAAAGAAAACAUCGAUUGAAAACCAAGUCUAGUAUAGCACUUGCGUGCUUAGCGAUCACUGAUUGCUUCAUGGGCGUAAUUGGACAGCCUAUGUUUAUCGCCUUGAACAUAGUAGUUUUACAAGCCGAGUUGUCUUAUACAUACUGCCUUAUAAAGCAACUAUCGCUCGCCGUUCUCACGGUAUUAGGCAGGGCGACGAACUUGCACCUAGCCCUGAUGUACAUAGACAGGUAUAUUGCCAUAAAGCACCCGUACAGGUAUACAAAUAUGGUCACAGCAACACGCAUUCUCUGUUCUUCCGCUUUUGUGUGGAUUGUGGCACUGCUCUCGACAGCAACUUCAUUCUUACCUAAAAAAUUACUUGCAAGCCAGUUAAGUAAUGUUAACGCGGUCAUUAUGUCGUCAGGUGUAGCCAUUAUUAUUUUCUGUCAAGUCGUGCUUUACUAUGAAACUCGCCGUCACGAAAAACAAAUCACUGCCAACCAAGUUUCAGAAGACAACAAGAGAAAAUUCUUAACGGAGAAGAAAGCGCUUAAGCUCACCACGACAGUUCUUUUCGUCUUGGUACUGACUUAUUUGCCUUUGAUGCUUGUUUUUAUACUUUAUAGAAUCUCCUUCAUAGCGUCGUUAAAUGCAGUACGUAUUGGUANUUCCGCUUUUGUGUGGAUUGUGGCACUGCUCUCGACAGCAACUUCAUUCUUACCUAAAAAAUUACUUGCAAGCCAGUUAAGUAAUGUUAACGCGGUCAUUAUGUCGUCAGGUGUAGCCAUUAUUAUUUUCUGUCAAGUCGUGCUUUACUAUGAAACUCGCCGUCACGAAAAACAAAUCACUGCCAACCAAGUUUCAGAAGACAACAAGAGAAAAUUCUUAACGGAGAAGAAAGCGCUUAAGCUCACCACGACAGUUCUUUUCGUCUUGGUACUGACUUAUUUGCCUUUGAUGCUUGUUUUUAUACUUUAUAGAAUCUCCUUCAUAGCGUCGUUAAAUGCAGUACGUAUUGGUACUGUAAUAGGAACCUUUCUAAUACUACUUAAUUCGCUUAUAAACCCAGUUAUUUACUGUAUUAGAAGAAGACAAUUUCGGAUAGCUUUCGUUGAAAUACUCUUCAGAAAAAGUUAUGUACAGGCAAGCCGA